AUGUUUUACGCGCAGGUUCUAGCCGCUGUGGUAGUAGGCGCAGAGUCCACCGUGACAUCUCUGACCAACGAGGCCGGCCAGCGAGGAGACUCUAGCGAAGUGUCCGGACGCCCAAAUCGUCAAGGUUUCGAGGUACUAAGACUUCAGGACACUAUGGCAGCGCUUCCGUCGGGCUUCCAAUCAACAGAGGCUGUGACCUACGAUGCUAUGAACGCACCUCAAGCUGCUGGAGGUGAAGGCAGGUACGCGAUUGGCGUCCCGUCACAGAUGCUGCACCAAACACAGAAUGGCGGCUCUUUUUCUGGCACCAGCGGUGAACAGUACCACGCCUCGGCUACGGACCACUACGGUGGCCUCGGAGGUCCCGGUGGUUCAGGCGCAUACGGCUUUCCGGAUGCCAUGAGGUACUACCACUACGGCUCGGGUCCGAAGGCGUACAACACCGAACACGCUUACGCCUACGAGAAGGUGUACCCGGAGCGCAGCUACAGCACCAACCACGCCACGUCUUACGAGAAACACUACGACGAUAACGACAAGAAAGGCGGGCCGUGGGAUGGUGGUGGCUACGAGUCGCGUUUCAGUACCAGCUAUCCCAUCAGAGGUGGCCACGCUGGCGGCGGCUACGGCUACCGACACGGGGAAAGUUACGGUAAGGGUACCGGGAGGGGGUACUCCAGUGGCUACGCACCGAAGGGCUACGAAUCACGCUACGACUCACGGCCCGCGGCCGCUUCGUCUAGGGGGAGCCGAGGGGGUGCAAGAGCCGGUCCCAAGAUCAAGCGCUACGUCUACAGGAACCCUUACGACAAGAGCACCACGCGGGUUGUGGAGAUGCACUCGAGCCGCGGCCAACCCGACUGGGCUGCGUCCAACGAAAAUUGGCAGGUCUGGAGGGCGGACGACAUGGAACGGUUCGUGUUGGGACUGAUGCGCAACGGCUGA
Rhipicephalus microplus (southern cattle tick) is the source of this 945-nucleotide messenger RNA. RefSeq lists its product as uncharacterized. The record is from RefSeq and is a predicted model, not a curated record. NCBI's taxonomy places the organism in Eukaryota, Metazoa, Arthropoda, Arachnida, Ixodida, Ixodidae.